AUAUACAAAAUAUUUUUUAAUGUCAAGUUUUGAACUCUUUUAUUCAAUUAGUGAGGCCUUAAAAAAGUGUUUGUAUCUUGAAAUUUAUGGCCGUUCGUUGAUUUUCCUUUCUGGGUUUUGAUUGUUACAAAGUGGGAUUUGUCAUAGUUUCACUCAUAACGUAAUUAACAGUCAUUAUUAUAGAUAUACUCCAGAAUAGUGAGUCUUGGGUGGGGAUAUUAUCUGGUUUUGGAUCCUGUAGUUAUGAAUUAGAUUUUUCUUUUUCAUCUUUAGUGUUCAUUGAUAGGGAAACUUGAAGAGAAUAUUUCAUGAAAGUUUUGAUUUUUAAUUAAUGGUCUUAUCGUCGUAUUGUCUUCUUCUGAUGUAAACGUGACAAGUUUCAGGUGAUUUCUUUAUCAAUUGUAGCUAGGUGUUAUCCUAUGCACUUGCCAAAUGUUUCAUUUUCUGGUGUCUCUUCGUUUGAGCCUUUGGUUUUUUCCUCAGUAACAACAUUUUCUCUUGCUGUCUUGCAUAUUAAUAUACGAGGGUAAUUUGUAUUGGGGUUCUCUAGAUCGAAGAUAUAGUAGGAGGCUGUGCUUUGAAUUCAUUAGUAUGGUCUUCUUGCCAUUGUUGGUGCUCUAAGAAGCCUGAUUAGAGAUUAGAAUUCCCUUGUGUUUAGAUUACAAAUUCUUUUUUCUUCUCCUCAAUUUUUCUUUUUUAAAAUGGGGCAUUCUGUAGCUGUCUGGGAUCAUAAGGCUGCCAUUGAGAUUACAAAGGACUGGAAUGAAAUUGAUCAGGUGGUGCUUAGAAACCCUCAAGGGGCUUCUGUCAGGGUAAGCCUGCAUGGAGGACAGGUAGUUUCAUGGAGGAAUGAACAAGGGGAAGAACUUCUAUUCACGAGUAGCAAGGCGAUCUUUAGGCCCCCAAAAGCGAUGAGGGGGGGUAUCCCCAUUUGUUUCCCUCAGUUUGGGAAUACUGUGGAUCACUAAGAGCAGGUCAUGGUUUUGGCUAGGAAUAAGAAUUUGAACAAUUGAAUUGAAA
Jatropha curcas is the source of this 1020-nucleotide messenger RNA. NCBI's taxonomy places the organism in Eukaryota, Viridiplantae, Streptophyta, Magnoliopsida, Malpighiales, Euphorbiaceae. The record is from RefSeq and is a predicted model, not a curated record.